This is a messenger RNA of Dothidotthia symphoricarpi CBS 119687, 1255 nucleotides long. RefSeq names its product RNA-binding domain-containing protein. Gene Ontology annotation, molecular function: RNA binding. The record is from RefSeq and is a predicted model, not a curated record. Bases 14 to 1090 code for a protein of 358 amino acids. The transcript has 3 exons. Lineage: Eukaryota; Fungi; Ascomycota; Dothideomycetes; Pleosporales; Dothidotthiaceae.
CUCGACCUCAAUCAUGUAUCUCCUCCGCCGAACCGCUGCUCGUGCGAUCAGCGCAUCGCCGUCGAAGGCGCUUUUCACACAGCCGCGAUCCAUCGCCACAUUCACACCCGCUGCUUUCCGCACGCGACAGCAGCAAUGGUCGAUAGCGGCCUUCCAGAAGAGGUUCGCUAGCGACGAUGCGUCCCAGGCAGCCGCAUCUGAUGCUCCCGAGAACUUUGCCCAGACGGCCACAGAGGCACCUGUCGAGGAGAACUUGACCCCUGCGCAAGCAGCAGUGCAGGCAGAGCCCACCGACGCUUCUGCUACCAUCGGAAUCGAUGCUCUGGACGCCGCUGCCAAGGCCGCAGACUCUCCCAGGAGCGACCAACGAAGGAGCAGGGAACGUACAACCCCGGCCGAGCCCAACACCAUGCUCUACAUCGGCAAUCUGUACUACGAAGUCACUACGGAUCAGCUGAAGCGUGUCUUCUCGAGGUUCGGUGAGAUUGAGAGCGUUAAGCUCGUCUACGACAACAGAGGUCUCAGCAGAGGAUUUGGAUACGUCGAGUUCAAGAGCGUGGCCGAUGCCCAGACGGCUGUCGACAACCUAGACAUGCAAGUCUUUGAGGGCCGCAACCUCGUCGUUCAGUUCCACCGUCCCAAAACCAACUCCAAGACUCUCGGCGCCAGCGGUUCCUACGAAUCUAACCCCCCCUCCAAGACCCUCUUCAUUGGAAACAUGUCGUUCGAGAUGUCGGACAAGGACCUGAACGAUCUAUUCCGUGACAUCCGUAACGUCAUGGACGUUCGCGUUGCCAUCGACAGGAGAACCGGCCAACCGCGGGGUUUCGCUCACGCUGACUUCAUCGACGUUGCUAGUGCUACUCAGGCCAGGGAGGUUCUGAAGGAGAAGACCAUUUACGGAAGGCAGCUCCGUGUCGACUUCAGCAGGUCUGGCGCAAGGGAGGGAGGUGACCGGGACGGUGACCGGGGAGGCCGUAGGGACGGCGGUGACAGGUAUGCUGGUGACAGGGGGGGCCGUGGGGACCGUGGAGACCGUGGAGACCGUGAGGAUCGUAGGGACAGGCGCAGGGACUCUCCCCAGGAGUAGACUCUCUUACGCGUUUUGGAGUUCACUACUACGAAAAGUCGAAAGGGACAGGACUGGCAUCCGUACGAGUUGCGGACAUGAAUCUUCUACCGUGUUCUUUUCACAUUGUCUUGAUAGUUUGGACUGCUUGUAUCAUAGUAGAGGAGCAUGGCGUUCCUUCACCAC